Molecule: messenger RNA, 2754 nt
Organism: Ictalurus punctatus (channel catfish)
Lineage: Eukaryota; Metazoa; Chordata; Actinopteri; Siluriformes; Ictaluridae
Product: filensin
Exons: 8
Coding region: 104-1981 (625 amino acids)
Biological process (GO): lens fiber cell development
Cellular component (GO): intermediate filament; cytoplasm
Molecular function (GO): structural constituent of eye lens
Source: RefSeq, a predicted model, not a curated record
AGCAUGGCCAGUACGGUAUGAGCCGUCAGAGGGUGAGCAUCCCAGUUUUCACUUACUAAAACGUUAUCACUGGGACACUGGGAGGAGGAGAAGACCACCAAGCAUGUUCAAGACCAGCUACCGGCGCGAAGUGCGCAAGGAAAAAUAUGAGCACUCUGAUGUAUUUGAGGAUCAAGGCGAAGCGGGGUCCGAAGGCCCUUUCGGCAGUUCCAGCGGGGUACCUGGCUUGGAGAGCCUGCAGGAGCUGAACAGCCGUUUUACCCGCUACAUCAACAGGGCCCGUGUGCUGGAACAGCGCAAUGCAGUUUUCCGCAAGCAGCUGGAGACGCUGCAGCACAUGGAAGAGGCGGCCGGGCUCGAGGAGGUCUUCAGUGAGCAGAUCAGCACAAACCAAGAGCGUAUCCGUGAGCUUCAGGCUGAGCGCGCCAAGCUGGAGAGAGAACUCAAGGAUGCCGAGCGCCUGCUGGAAGAGUUUAGUGACAGAUACAGAAACGAAUGUGAAUAUCAAGACCAACUCCGAGGGACUCUGGAGCAGCUCAAUAAGGAGGCAGACGCUGCACUUCUGAGGAACCUGGAGUAUCAGAUUGAGUCUCAGUUCCUGCAGGAUGACAUAAGCGCCACAAAGGAGAGACAUAAAAAGAAUCUUGCCGAGAUACAGACAUACUUGAACAUCCUCCACCAGCUCAACCAGACUGUUGUUUUAAUGUCCAGUGUGUCAAUGGGGAUUUCAGAGGAGCAGGAGAAGCUGAUAAGUCAGAGGAGAAUUCCUGCUUUGAGCACUCAGUUAGAGGAGUAUAAGAGUGCUCUCUGUCAGCUGCAGGCACAAAAGCACAAGCUGCAAACUGAGACCUCAGCACUGGAGCAGGCCAUCAAGAUCACACAGGAGAGUUAUGAUGAAGAGAUCCAACUGUAUAAUGAGCAAAUCGAAUCGCUCAGAAAGGGCAUUGAGGAGGCUGAGUGCUUGCUGGAGAAAUACACCAACGAGUGCAGACAGCUGGCGGUGUACCAGACCUCACUGGAGAGCGAGCUGGAGAGAUACAAGAGGAUCAUUGAGAAUGAAGACAGCAGACUGAAUUCAGCUAUAAUUGGAAGCCCCAUUAGUCUGCUCACCGCCAAUUACAGAUCACACACUCACAGCCCCACCAUGACCAGCCGAGGGAAAGAUAUCACUCAAGCCUUCCAGGACAUUGCCAGUGUCAAGCCCCGUCAAAAGAACCAUGCCAAGAAGGUGAUCAAAAAGAAAGAGGUUACCUCUAAAGACAUGACAGAGGAUGUGCAAGAGGAAAAAGACCCUGUUGAGGUUGAAGGAGAGGGAAAACAAGCUGCUCUGUCGAAGGAUGCACCUUGGAACGACGUGCCUGAUGGUGCCCAGAUCAGCAAGGCUUUCGACACGCUCUGCAACAUUGUGCGCAACCGCAUGCGAAGGUACAGGCAGCCUAAACCUAUCACUGAUUUCUAUACUAAAGGCCGCUAUGUCCUGGUGACAGGUGAAUCCAGCUACCUGGACCCCUGCUUCUACAGCACAACACCCUCUGGCCACAUCAUCACCAUUUGUGAAAACGACAUCUCCCCGUUCGAGCCCUGUGAGCCUAAAACUCCUUCUCCUCCACCUAGUCCCUCCCCUGCUACCCCCAAAAUUCCAGUAAUUCCUCCCAGUCCCCCAGAUGACAACCACACCAAAAACAAAGACGGUGAGUCAAAUGGGAAGGAAGAUGGUGAUGACCCAGGAAAGAGCCCAACUCCACAGCGUGGCAAGGAUAAGCACAACAAAGACAAAAGUAGGCCACGAGGCCCUCCACCCAUUACCUCAAGCUCCAGCACAACUCCGGAUUCCAUGAGCUACGAGAAGGUGGAAGUGGUGGAGUCUGUGGAGAAGCUUUCACCUGACCUCAAAGUGAAAGGAUAUGAGGAAACUUCAAUGGUGAUGGAGACCUUGAUUGAAAAGACAAGCAAAAAGAAGCAUGGGGACCGGCCUACAUGAGAAGACUCUGGUUUUUGGUGCUGCUUUUCAUCCCUAAGCCAGUACUUUUCACUAAUAUCGUUUGCCAAAAGCGUUUUUGAUCAACAGCCACAAGCCAAGAAACCCUGAGUUCAAAAGUUGCUGUUAUUGGUUCAUUUGAAAAAUUAGUAAUUACCAGUGGCACAGUUUUGCAGUGUACUAAUUAAUGAAUAAAUAAUCAACAUGCUUAAAUGUAAUGUUCUGUGUUGUUUAUAUCAUACAAGUACAGAGUUCAGGUCAUGGGCAUAGCAGCAUUUAAAUGUAAUAUUUUAUAUAGAAAGGCACGAUGAAGCUCGUAUUUCACGGGGUUAUCACUAAAGCAUGGAUUCACACUGUAUGAAGUCUCUCUCUCUCUAUUUCUCACUCUGCAGCAUGAAGUGAAUGUGUUUGUCUAAGUGAGCCAGCUGGAGAUGACGCUCAUCCAUUUUACAUGAAGGUGGCCCAGUGGUGUACAGAUGUGACCUCUGCAUAAUCUACUUUCUGAAGCGAGCGAUAACCAGAAUCUGUUUGGGUCUGUCUGUAAUCUCCUUUUAAAUUAAAAAAAAAAAAAAAAGGUCAUCUAUGUGUAACAUUUAAUUAUAUGGGAAUAAUUAUAUUAGGCUACAGACUAAAUCAUUUUUAGAUAUGGACAGAUAACAAAUGAAAGGGGAAAAAAAACAGUGUUUCGGUUAUGCUGUAGCAUUUUAUUGGAAUGGUUGGGGUCUACUUGUCUCCUUAGAUGGAAGACACUGCAAAUCAAUACAUAGUACUUAUAG